UCUCUCUCUGUUGCCCCCAAAGAGAACAAAAGAGGUUAGGGGAAAAGAGGAGAGGGGGUCUUUCUUCACUGACAGCUAACUAUUAAGGUUAGUCCUGCUGUUCUGUUUCACCUGGUAAGAUUAACUUAAAAACCCAGUUUAAGGUUCUUGUCUGAUUUAUGAUCAAGAUCAUGUUAUUAUUGCAUUAGCUCAGAUGGUGAUUUGUGUUGUUGGUUUAGUCAGAUACUGUGAUGAUUGUUGGUGAUUUGGGGUUGACUGUGGUUCUUGGGAGGAGUAGGAGGAGGAGGAGAAGGAGAAGAGAUAAUGUAAAAGGAGAUUCUUUAAUACUAGAUUGAGAUGGAUUGCCUUUAGAUCCAGGAUAACACCCCCCCCCCCCCCCCCCCCUCCAGUUCUAUGCGAAGAAAAGGUGGAUCCUUUCUUGUGAUUUUGAUUAGAGUUGUUCUUUCUCAUGAUCCCUUUGCUUUCUCAUCUUGGAUUUAUAGAUAUGGAUAGAAUCUGGAUUGCAGUCAUUUUCAUGUAUGCGUAUGUGUAUAUUUGAGGGUUGGUGGUGAGGAUAGGUUUUUGGUCCUAUGUGGCUGAGUCUUGGCCAGAGGGAGAAGUGUUUGCUAAGCUUUAUAAGGAACUCAAUUCACCUGUGAAGUCUUCAUAUAUGUGUCGUUUGGAGUUUUGAUUUGUUGUUGCUCGUCAGAUCUGUUAACCCUUUUUCAUUCUCCUCAUGUUCAUCAAGUAGCCCCAUUUCCUGUUGGAUCAUAGUGGUGUAGAAUUGUGUUUGUAUUACUACAGUUGUGAGAGAAUUAGUGAAUCCUGCAAAGAGAGGGGUUGUUGUCUAAACCUUAAUAAGAAUUGUUAAUUUACCGAGGGGGGUUUGGAGUGACUGUUGAAUUGUAUGAAGACAAGGAAAUUAAUGGAGGACAUGUCUCCAGCAGUUGCGGUGACACUUAGUUUAGGUAAUACUGUCUGUGAUAAUUCCGCAAUUGCAACCAACGUGGAGUUUGCAUGGCUAAAGCUAGUAACAGAGCCGGGAAAUUUGUCAUCGGAUACCACUACGCUGGCGCCUUUGGAGUUGAUUUCAAAUGGAAGUGGUAAUGAUGCUAGGACUGAAAUUAGUGUGGUAACAAUACCAUCACUAGAAGAUAACAUUGGAGGAGCUGAUUUGUUGAAGUUGCUCCCAAAGAAUGGAAACAGUUUGGGUCGGAAGGAUUCCAUGGUUAAAGAGAGUGAGGAAGAAAUCUUAUCCUUUAGAUAUGAGACUAAUGAAAUUGUUACUGAGCAAUUGGUAACGUUAGAGGUGGUCUCUGAGAUAAGCUUGACAGAUGUUGUGGAGAUAGGAAAGUCUGGCGAGGAUAAGAUUGUUGCAAAUGCUAUAGUCUUGGUAGAAUCUACUAUAGGGCAAGUGCCUUCUGGUGAAGUCAUUGUGGCAGCAGUAACUCCAGUUUCUGAGAUUAAAUUAGCAGCCUCUACAGAAGUAGUUGUGCAGUCAAAUGGGGAGAAUAAUGUUUGUAAAGCAGCCAUCCGAAGUGUUUUUGAGCUGGACUGUACUCCUCUUUGGGGUUCCGUUUCAAUAUGUGGAAGAAGACCAGAAAUGGAAGAUGCAAUUGCUGCUGUACCUCGGUUCAUAAAUAUUCCAAUUAAAAUGCUUAUCGGCAAUCAUGUGUACAAUGGAAUGAGCCAGAGUUUGACCCACCUAACCAGUCAUUUUUUUGGCAUUUAUGAUGGGCAUGGAGGAGCUCAGGUUGCUAACUAUUGUUGUGAGCGCCUUCAUUCAGCUUUAGCUGAAGAGCUUCAAAUAAUUGAGGAUGAUUUAACCGAUGGAAUAAUGGGAGAAACUCAGCAGGUGAAGUGGGAGAAAGCAUUCACUACUUGCUUCCAGAGUGUUGAUGAUGAGGUAGGAGGAAAAGCCAGCAUAGGCAUCAAUGGAAGUAGUGAGGAUGCUUCCGGGCCCAGCUUUGAGCCAGUUGCGCCAGAAACUGUGGGAUCUACAGCUGUUGUUGCAUUAGUCUGUUCUUCUCAUAUUAUAGUUGCAAACUGCGGUGACUCAAGAGCUGUUCUCUGUCGUGGCAAACAAGCAGUACCAUUAUCAGUAGAUCAUAAACCAAACAGAGAAGAUGAAUAUGCAAGAAUCGAGGCAUCUGGAGGGAAGGUCAUACAGUGGAAUGGACAUCGUGUAUUUGGAGUUCUUGCAAUGUCAAGGUCCAUUGGGGAUAGAUAUUUGAAACCCUGGAUUAUUCCAGAUCCAGAAGUUAUGAUAGUCCCUAGAGCCAGAGAUGAUGAACUCCUCAUUUUGGCUAGUGAUGGAUUAUGGGAUGUGAUGACAAACGAGGAAGCUUGUGAGGUAGCUCGUAGGCGCGUACUGCUGUGGCACAAAAAGAAUGGAGUAACUCCACUGGCAGAAAGAGGCACAGGUGUUGAUCCGGCAGCGCAGGAAGCGGCAUCAUAUCUUUCAACUCUUGCCCUUCAAAAAGGAAGCAAAGACAACAUCUCUGUAAUUGUGGUUGACUUGAAAGCUCAAAGAAAAUUCAAGAGCAAAAAUCUUGAAUGAAGGUGGUCUUGUGGCCUAUUUUCUUAUAUCUAAUAUAUAUAAAAUUAUAUUGAUGGUAGUCUACUCCUUUUCCUCGUGGGCUCUGGGUGUGUACAAUUAUAGGAAUAUGAAUGUACUAUGUACUACUGUACCAAUUGUAAUGCAAUGGCAUAUGUGCUUUUUGUGUACUUUGCAACAUUCUAGUUACGCUGUAUCUGAACAUAUACAUAUUCACUCGAGUAAUGUAAAUUAUGCAUUUUGCA
Argentina anserina (silverweed cinquefoil) is the source of this 2781-nucleotide messenger RNA. RefSeq names its product protein phosphatase 2C 16-like. The record is from RefSeq and is a predicted model, not a curated record. Gene Ontology annotation, cellular component: nucleus. Bases 887 to 2539 code for a protein of 550 amino acids. NCBI's taxonomy places the organism in Eukaryota, Viridiplantae, Streptophyta, Magnoliopsida, Rosales, Rosaceae. Gene Ontology annotation, molecular function: protein serine/threonine phosphatase activity; cation binding. The transcript is spliced from 4 exons. Gene Ontology annotation, biological process: peptidyl-threonine dephosphorylation.